Messenger RNA from Colletotrichum chrysophilum, 648 nucleotides. RefSeq lists its product as uncharacterized. The transcript is spliced from 2 exons. NCBI's taxonomy places the organism in Eukaryota, Fungi, Ascomycota, Sordariomycetes, Glomerellales, Glomerellaceae. The record is from RefSeq and is a predicted model, not a curated record. Gene Ontology annotation, cellular component: intracellular anatomical structure. Bases 1 to 648 code for a protein of 215 amino acids. Gene Ontology annotation, molecular function: oxidoreductase activity, acting on NAD(P)H, oxygen as acceptor.
AUGGACGUCAGCAUCUUGCAGGACUGGGAGAGGUUGAAGAUUGAAGUCAACAGCAUCCUUGGUGGCCGAAUCGACUUGUUAGUUCUCAACGCUGGCAUUGGCGGCAAAUCAAGCUGGCAGGAUCUAGACAGCUUCCAUCGCAUCAUCGACACAAACCUGUACGGUAUUGUUAACGGCAUCAACACCCUUUUGCCUUUGGUGGGCAAUGGACAAUCUUCCCAGUCGGCCGUGGUCAUUACAGGCUCAAAGCAAGGCAUCACGAAUCCACCAGGAAACCCGGCAUAUAAUGCCAGCAAGGCGGCUGUCAAGUCCGUCGCCGAACAUUUGUCAUUUGAUCUUAGAAACACCGCUACGACAGCGCACCUCCUCGUGCCAGGUUGGACUUUCACUGGCCUCGCCGGUGCUGGCUCCGGCAGAGAAAAGCCAGCCGCCGCCUGGAGUCCUGAGCAAGUAGCUGAGUAUUUGGAACAGAAAAUGGAGUUGGGCUUAUUUUAUAUUAUUUGCCCGGACAAUGAGGUGACGGAAGACCUGGAUCGUAAGAGGAUGCUUUGGGGCGUUGGGGACAUCGUCCAUGGCCGGCCUCCGUUGAGCAGGUGGCGUGAGGAAUAUAAGGAAAAGGCACAACAGUGGAUCAUCAAGGAUACGUAG